Molecule: messenger RNA, 5101 nt
Organism: Triplophysa rosa
Lineage: Eukaryota; Metazoa; Chordata; Actinopteri; Cypriniformes; Nemacheilidae
Gene: mpripb
Product: myosin phosphatase Rho interacting protein
Exons: 25
Coding region: 761-4081 (1106 amino acids)
Biological process (GO): actin filament organization
Cellular component (GO): actin cytoskeleton
Molecular function (GO): actin filament binding
Source: RefSeq, a predicted model, not a curated record
UCCCUCCAUUGGGAAAGAGCUCGUACCCGAUUGAGGGGAGAGAAAACAGACCCUCUUGAGUCCUGGGAAACAUUUUAAACUACGCGUUUAGAAAAGCACAUGGAGCGAUAACGUUCGAGUUAAGAAAUGUACGAUACCGGAGGAGGAUAAAAUGUCAGCUUUACCGAACGCUGGCAUUUUUAAAGCUCCGUUAAACGAGCAGGAGGAAAGGCUUCAUUAGCGAGCUAACUGACGCUAGCACAGUGAAGUGGGUGAAAACUUCCAAGUCAGAGAGAAUUUGCAAUUGGGAUCGAAAACAAAAAAUCUCGCUUUCUCUUUUUAUUUUUCCUCACCAAUAAGGUUUUUGGCAUCACCUCACCGUGGGUUCAGCUUCAUUUGAUUGUAGGAACACGUGAAAUAAUCGCUUUAUUUACCGCUUGCACAAUUCCAGCAUUGAUUCUCGCAGAAAUGGGAUUAGAGAGGAUUCGCUUUGUGAGGGCAGGCCAUGAACUCAACCACAUCAGGCAAAACACAGAGCAGGCCUGUUAACUAGAAAUCUGUUGAUAUAAACUACUCAAAUUCUGCACUUAACGUUACCCGUUCUGCUGUUGGACUUAAUUGAGGUUGCAAGGUUUGGAAAGGAAGAUUUGGAUCUGCUCUUAUAUGCCAUGUUUUGUGUGUUGACGACAGUGUCAAGAAUCGGAUGAAAGAGUAUCAGGAGUGGUAUUGUCGCCUUUUUAUUUGUGGGAUUUGAGACAAGCAGCAGACACAGAGGAAUAAUAUGUCUAGUGCUAAAGAAAACACUUGUAGGAAAUUCCAAGCGAACAUUUUCAACAAAAGCAAAUGUCAGAACUGCUUCAAGCCUCGGGAGCUGCAUCUGUUGACGGAUCAGGAUCUCAAUCAGGCCAAACCAAUCUAUGGGGGAUGGCUCUGUUUGGCUCCAGAGGGGACCGACUUCGACAAUCCAAUGCAGAGAUCAAGGAAAUGGCAACGGCGAUUCUUUGUCCUAUAUGAACAUGGCUGCUUGCGCUUUGCAUUGGAUGAAUCACCAAGCACAUUGCCACAAGGAACUGUCAACAUGAACCUCUGCACAGACGUAAUAGAUGCUGAACCCAGGACUGGACAGAAGAACUCGCUGUGCAUCAUCACCCCUGAGCAGGAGUAUUACAUCCGAGGAGACAGUAAAGAGAUCAUCAAUGGAUGGAGUGAACAGCUAGUGGUUUAUCCAAGAACCAACAAGCAAAAUCAAAAGAAGAAACGCAAAGUAGAACCAGCAACCUCACAGGAGCCAGGACCUGCGAAGGUAGCAGUGACUGGCUCAGGCAUCCCUGAUGCUGAGAAGACUCCAGACACCAGUUCUAUCAUAUGGCAAGAGGAGCUGCAGAGCAGAGAGGCGGAUGUGUCCCAGUCGUGGUCCACUAACGAAAUGGCACCGCUUGGCUCACAGCUGCCCUCUGCAGGUGAGGGAUCAAUUCUGAGUCUGUGUUCAGAUCAAAGUUCUGUAAACGGUGAUGAGGUGGACCGGAGCGGGCUCUCCUUCCACUCGGCUGUUUCCCAGACCUCUCACGGUCCCCUGUCCCCCACAGGCAGCUCUUCCAGCAGGCACAGCGGAGAGCUGGGGGGCAUCCCCCGCUGCCGCUCCCCUGCUCCCAGCGACCCCUUCCCAUCAGGCAGCAGUCUGCUGUCCAACGGCUCCCAUAUCAGCGGUUCUAUGAGUUCUUUGGACUCGGAUGCCAGCGGCAACACCGUCACCAGCACCGACAGCCACCCAACCGAGGCCACUGGCCGCGUCCAUUGCGGUCUGUCCCGCUGCAAUGACGGCGAGGCCCGCAAGGCAGAAAAACGCAGCCGUUUCCGCAGUCCUGAAAGAAAGGAUAAAGAUUCUGUCUUCAGCCCUGAGAGAAGUGGGCGCUCAAAUGUGAUCGAGAAGCUGGAGGCGUUGGAGCUGGAGCAUGCUGAGAGAAUGGAGGUGGAAAAGACGAGCCGCAGUGGAGUCAGACAGGGCCGAAGUGAAAUGAGACGGUUCCAGAGGGAGGAGCAGAAGCCAGACUCAGCACAAGGUUCAGAGUUCCAUCACUCAACCCUGCUGCCACUGAGGAGAGCCAAGUCACUGGACCGCAGGACUACCGAAUCAGUCAUGACACCAGACUUGCUGAACUUCAAGAAAGGUUGGAUGGUGAAACUUGACGAACAAGGCCAGUGGAAGAAGUAUUGGUUUGUGCUGACGGAUCACAGUCUACGAUACUACAAGGAUUCUAUUGCUGAAGAGGCAUGUGAUCUUGAUGGAGAAAUUGACCUCAGUUCAUGCUAUAAUGUUACAGAGUAUCAAGCUCAACGCAACUAUGGCUUUCAGAUUCACACUCAGGAGGGGGUUAAUACACUCUCUGCCAUGACGGCAGGAAUUCGACGCAACUGGAUCCAAGCAGUUAUGAAAAAUGUCCGGCCGUCCUCUGCCCCAGAUGUUGCCAGCAUGACGAAUGACCACAGUUCUUGCGGACCUUUUGAGAGUCACCCUGACAUCACUCAGGAUUCCCAGGCUUCCGAGACAUCCUCAGUAGAGUGGGACAGCGGAGUCAAGAAGAGUCGGGCAAGGGAACGCAGACGUGAAGGCAGGUCCAAAACUUUUGACUGGGCUGAGUUUCGACCUAUCGCCCAGGCUCUGGCCCAGCAGAGGGCGCACGAAUCAGACACCUUGCAGGCCGAGAUAACCAAUGAGCGCAACAAGAGGAGAGAAGAAAGGUGGAGGAGAUAUGAGAGUGUCACUGGCUCAUCUUUCGAUCCUGUUGCUGAUGGUGCAAAGAUGGACUUUGAGAGUGGGGGCGUGGUCCAGGUAGAUGCACUGCCCCCUUCUGUGGAGCUGCAACAGAAAGUGGAGGAUGAGAUAGAGGAGCGCUGGCAGCAGGUGGAGAAGACACCCAUCAGAGAGGAAAAGAGAGUGACCUUGCCCUCAUCCUUUCAGCCUAGAGACACGUCAGAGCUAGAGAAGCUGGUAGAGAGCUAUAAAAAAGGGGUGGAAGAGCUCAAGGCCCAGUUGGAGAGCUGCCACCAGCAACUGAUGGACUCCAAUCGCCACAAGCUUGAACUGGAGGGUCAGCUUAAAGACGCUCUUGAGCGGGAACAGCAGAUCCGUGCUGGUUACAUUUCACCGCUGGAGUCACCUUUGAGUCUUGAGACAGAGCCCCAGAUGAAGAGGACAGAACUGGCUACAUGUGAACGGGGCUUUGCUGCCAUGGAGGUGUCCCACCAGAAAGUGAUAGAUGAGCUGCAGAAAAAAUACCAGCGGGAACUGGAGAAGCAGCAGAAGGAUAAGGAGAGACUGCUGGCUGAAGAGACUGCAGCGACCAUUGCUGCUAUCGAAGCAAUGAAGAACGCACAUCGGACAGAGCUCGAGAGGGAAUUGGAGAAAGCACGCAAAGCCAGCAGCAACAAUGAAAACGCAGACAUUGAGGAAAUCCGCAGGCAACACGAGGAGGAGCUAAUGUCGUACCAGAGGGAGAUUGAGGUGUUAUCGGAACAGUACUCUCAAAAGUGCUUAGAAAACGCUCACUUGGCCCAGGCGCUCGAGGCUGAAAGACAAGCUCUCAGGCAGUGCCAACGGGAGAACCAGGAACUCAAUGCACACAACCAGGAGCUAAACAACCGUCUUGCAGCCGAGAUCACCAAAAUGCGAUCGAUGACGAGCGAAGAUGGUGGAGACGUUGUCAUGCAUAGCAGGGAAUUGUAUGAACUAGAGGUGAUGUUGAGGGUGAAAGAGUCAGAAGUGCAGUAUCUGAAGCAGGAGAUAAACUCUUUAAAAGAUGAACUCCAAACAGCCCAAAGAGAUAAAAAAUAUGCAACAGAUAAAUACAAGGACAUCUACACAGAACUAAGCAUUGUAAGGGCCAAAGCCGAGCGGGAUCUGGGCCGACUUCGAGACCAGCUACAGCAAGCCCAUGAAGCACUGGGGGAACCCACACUGGAGGAUAUGGAACGCAGUGGUUACGAUAUCAUGAAGUCGAAGAGCAAUCCUGACAUUUUAAAGAUGGCGGCUGCCGCUGCGAAACGCUCCGAGCGUAGCAUGAGGUCAAAGUCUGUGAAUCGUGACAUGCCCUGGGACAGCUAAACCAUGAAGACCUUAUGACUUCUAAUUUUAGAGUCUCAAGGAAGGUUUGACGGCUGAGCAGAGACUUCACUUGUUUGACAACAAGGACACUAAGGACUUCUGACAUUGACGCGUCGACAUGCCUUGCUGCAUGUUAAUGAGACCCACUAUGUUUUAGCCCAUUAAAUAAUCACAUAAGAGACACACUGGUCACAGCAUAUAUUAAACAUGGUAUGAAGUUUAAAUUUUAUGUCUAUAGUCUGCAUUUCAUGCACUUCAGUUACUGUGACAUUGUUUUGUUUUCCAUUGCCAUGUCUUAAUGUAAAUACAUUGUUUUUAACGGAGCAUCUAUCAUGCAUACACUAAACAUGACUGUGUAAGCUACUGUUUUAACUCUUCAGUUUGUGUGAAUCACCAGUGGAAUAAGUAACUACGUAAUGACUUGAGACUACAGAUUAUUGGAGCAUUAUACGCAUUUAACAAGGAGUAGAAUAUAACCAUGCCAUCAGGCUCGAGUCACGCUAGAUGUGGUCAGUACGCACAUUCCCUCCAGUUUCAGUGAAAUGGGAUGGCUGGCUGCAUCAAAUAGCUUAAAUUACACAACACAACGCUUGCAUUAAUAAACUGCUGACUUUUAAUAUCUUGACACUGCUUUAAUGCCUCAAGUGUUGGCUUGAAAGUGUUAAUUUCCAUCUCCAAAUGUUUUAAAUAUAGGACCAUUUCAUAUUAUAGUACAAUAAAGACUGUUAGAAUUAAUAAGAAUACACCUGGAGGAGUUCAUGCUGGUGUAUAUAAACAAAUUUACAUGUUUCCAUUAUAAAAAAUAAUGGUCCACUUAAGUUGAAUGGGAGUUUUGGUUUUUUGGAUAAUGUUUCCUCAAGUUCAUAAAGCCUAUAGUGUUCAGUGGCAGUCCUUUGUAUUUAUUUAAAUGUUAUGGAUUUUUGUCUCGCAUUUACAUUCCUCUAUACAUUAUUGUAAAUAUACUGCAAAUGUACACGAACUGACAACAGGUUUAUUAGCAAUAAAUAUUUUUGCACCCUC